Tachyglossus aculeatus (Australian echidna) is the source of this 3405-nucleotide messenger RNA. RefSeq names its product DEAH-box helicase 35 (gene DHX35). The transcript has 22 exons. NCBI's taxonomy places the organism in Eukaryota, Metazoa, Chordata, Mammalia, Monotremata, Tachyglossidae. The record is from RefSeq and is a predicted model, not a curated record. The coding region runs from base 21 to 2132 and encodes 703 amino acids. Gene Ontology annotation, cellular component: intracellular anatomical structure; catalytic step 2 spliceosome. Gene Ontology annotation, molecular function: RNA binding.
CGGUGACCUUUCACCCCAACAUGGCCGCGCCCGCGGGCACGAUGAGGUUCUGGAAGCCGGGCAGUGAAGGCCCGGGGAUCAGCAUCUCAGAAGAGAGGCAGAGUGUGGCCGAAAGCACUGAAACCACCGUGAUUUACAACCCUCAUGCUGCCCUUUCUGUAGAACAACAGAGACAAAAGCUGCCAGUUUUCAAGAUUAGAAAUCACAUCCUCUACUUGGUAGAAAACUAUCAAACAGUGGUGAUUGUUGGAGAAACAGGAUGUGGGAAAACGACACAAAUUCCACAAUAUCUGGCAGAAGCUGGCUGGACUGCAGAAGGAAGAGUAGUGGGCGUGACCCAGCCACGCAGAGUUGCUGCCGUUUCAGUUGCAGGACGAGUUGCCGAGGAAAGGGGUGCCAUGCUGGGGCAUGAGGUUGGCUAUUGUAUUCGGUUUGAUGACUGCACCGACCCACAGGCCACAAGAAUUAAGUUUUUAACUGACGGAAUGCUGGUCCGGGAGAUGAUGGCUGACCCAUUAUUAACAAAGUACAGUGUCAUCAUGCUGGAUGAAGCCCACGAAAGGACCUUGUACACUGACAUUGCUAUUGGCUUGUUAAAAAAGAUUCAGAGGAAGCGAGGAGACCUUAGAUUGAUUGUUGCCUCAGCCACUCUGGAUGCAGAGAAAUUUAGGGAUUUCUUUAAUCAAAAUGAGACCAGUGAUCCCAACAAGGACACAUGUGUGAUCAUUACAGUGGAAGGGAGAAUGUUUCCGGUGGACAUCUUUUACUUACAGAGCCCUGUUCCAGAUUAUGUCAAAUCGACUGUGGAAACAGUGAUGAAAAUUCAUCAGACCGAGGGUGAUGGGGAUAUACUGGCAUUUCUUACUGGUCAGGAAGAGGUGGAGGCUGUGGUUUCCUUACUUAUAGAACAGGCCCGAGCCCUGUCACGUGUUGGGAUGAAAAGACAUCUUCGGGUUCUUCCCAUGUAUGCUGGGCUUCCUUCGUAUGAGCAGAUGAAAGUGUUUGAAAGGGUGUCACACAGCGUCAGAAAGGUGAUAGUAGCCACCAAUGUCGCGGAAACAUCGAUCACGAUCAACGGGAUUGUGUUUGUGAUAGAUUGCGGCUUUGUGAAACUUCGAGCCUAUAACCCGAAAACAGCUAUCGAGUGUCUCGUGGUGGUCCCGGUGUCCCAGGCGUCGGCCAAUCAGCGAGCAGGGCGAGGGGGCCGGAACCGCUCCGGGAAAUGCUUCAGGCUUUACACAGAGGAAGACUUUGACAAAUUGCCUCAAUCCACUGUGCCCGAGAUGCAACGCAGUAACCUGGCUCCUGUCAUCUUGCAGCUCAAAGCACUAGGAAUCGACAACGUGCUCCGAUUCCACUUCAUGUCGCCUCCCCCAGCCCAGUCAAUGGUUCAGGCUUUGGAGCUACUGUAUGCACUGGGAGGGUUGGACAAACACUGUCAUUUAACCGAACCUCUCGGUAUAAGGAUAGCAGAAUUCCCCUUGAAUCCCAUGUUUGCAAAAAUGCUUCUCGAAUCAGGAAACUUUGGCUGCUCCCAGGAAAUUUUGAGCAUUGCAGCCAUGAUGCAGAUUCAGAAUGUCUUUGUGAUCCCGCCAAAUCAGAAGGCUCAGGCUAUCCGGCAACACCGAAAAUUUGCUGUGGAAGAAGGUGACCAUCUCACUAUGCUUAAUGUGUAUGAAGCUUUUGUCAAACAUAGUAGGAAUUCACAGUGGUGUCAAGAGCAUUUCCUUAAUUACAAGGGGCUGGUCAGGGCCACUACAGUGAGGGAACAACUGAAAAAGCUUCUUGUCAAGUUUAAAGUACCAAAGAAAUCCAGUGAAGGUGACCCAGAUCCUGUUCUGAGGUGUAUCGUCUCCGGAUUCUUUGCCAAUGCGGCCAAGUUCCACUCCACUGGAGCCUAUAGGACCAUUCGAGAUGACCAUGAAUUGCACAUCCAUCCCACUUCAGUGCUGUAUGCAGAGAAACCACCUCGCUGGGUGGUCUACAAUGAGGUGAUUCAGACUUCAAAAUAUUAUAUGAGAGAUGUGACUGCUAUUGAAUCUUCAUGGCUCCUGGAAUUGGCCCCUCACUUCUACCAACAAGGAACGCAUCUUUCCCUGAAAGCCAAAAGGGUCAAGGUAGAUGACCAGUGACAGCUGGCCAGCUGCAGCUGAAAGGACCCGGCCCUGCCCUCCUUGAUGCCCCUUACGUGCCACGAUCCACAGAUGUCAUCUCUGAGCCUUCUGCUGUCCCCCUGCACAGUCAUGAACCAUUAACCCGCUCCCUGCUCACCUCGAUGUUUAAAUGCCUGCCGGGAUCCUUUAGGAAUUUACGCAUGAGCAGUACAUCGCAAAACUAAGUAGAGCUUGCAUUGGGGAUGUUUUCCUCCCUGGCUGAAUUCGCCACACUGGUUAACUGGGCUUGUUAACCGGGGCAUGUCGCUCCUUUUAAAUAGAUAGACAAUCGGAAAACAGGGCCACAAAUUUAUAAUCACUAGGGAGUCCGGGAAGGAAAGAAAACCUUCGUCUUCUAGUUCCCUGCAGAAGAGGGAAAGGGAUUUUUUUAUAUACUGUAGUUCCCACCUAUUGGGUCCCAGAUAAACUUUCAUCUUGCCUGGCAAGGAUGGAUUCAGGGUGAGGAAAACACACACCGAGCAUGCCUAAUUGGCCGAGAGCUUUAAAAGUAAUAGUUACCCACCUUCUCCUAGGCCCUUUGUCCUUCUUUGGCCCCAGGGAGGACUUUUAGAUGGCCUUGAAUUUAAAGGGAGGAUGAAUAAUUUAUCUACACCAGAGAACUCUCUUUGAUCACUGGGUCCUUCUCUGACCCUUUCGCCCUAACUUUUGAGAGAGUUAGGGAUGAUUUGUGAUUGACACACGUGACAUAUGCGUACACAUUCCCUGUAGCACAGGAUUUAUGCGCUUUCACAAGUGGGCUUAGCUUCUUAUUUUGGAAUAAGAAAUCUUAGACUCGGUACAACCGGCUUAACACUAGUGAAAUCUCAUGAAAAAAUCUCGUGGGAGUACUCCUUGGAGUGAGACCGAACCAAAAAGCAGGUGCUCUGUUCUUCUGGCGAUUAGGAUUCUAAAAGGUUUGCUUUUUGGGGUUUUGGGGCAAGGGGGGGCAAGGGAGAGAAAGAAUCUUUGUGAAAUAGGAAGGGUACACUUCCUUUUCACGCACUGAUACCCCAGAGCUCCUCAACCAUACCAGAGUGUGGGUUAAAUACUGCAGUUGACGUAGGCGUAUUUAUUUUUCUUACCGUUGCAGUAAGAUUUGUUUUAAAAACAUGUAGCUUGAAAACUUAUUUUUGUAUAGACAUUUGUUUGGGGAAUAUGCCGCUUUUGGCAUCGACAUGUAUUCUUGUUUUGGUUUUCAUUUUUUAAAUGUGUAAAUAAUAGUAAAACUUUAUACAUAGAAUAAAUGUUGUCC